CUUUGCUUAUUUUGGUCUGAAAAGGCUUUUUGCAUAUUUCCCACAUGCUUUUCUCAGGUUAUGCUUAAAUGCAUAAAGGCAAAAUAAACAAGAAAUAAAUAAGUAAUAAGUACCCUCAAUAUAUUCAUGUAUAAAAAAAAAAAAAAUUAAUCAUUUUUUGAGCAUUCACUUGUAAACUUGAUGUUCCUGUUUCGUAAAAAACAAAGAAACAAACAAAAAAACAGGAAUGCAGUCAGUCAGAAACUGAAUCACUUGUUUGUUUUCUGUUUUAUUUUUUCUCAUCUUACAUUUACAUUACAGAAGACUGUCUGGAGAUUUAAGCUCACUUAAUUCACUAAGCUCAUUUAAACCCAUCUAACUCACUCUAACUUAAGCUAGUCUUUUUUAUCACGAUGAGUUUUGAAAAGAUGCGCUCGUCACUGAGAAAUGCAUGGAAACUAUUGGAUAAAAACUAAGGAGGAAUGUUCUGUAGGUGGGUCAUUUCACAAAGGAAACAAAAAUGCAGAUCUUCAGACAGAUACUUGAGUUCAGGGCAUCAUAUCAGCGUUGUUAUUUUUCAGAAGCAAGAAAAAUACAGGAUGUCUGGAUGAAUAAAAGAAAAUCCGCAUUUUGAAGAAAUACGCUGAAGCGAUUACCUUGAGUGUGAAAUAUGGAAAGUGAAGGUAAAAUAUUAAAAUACCUACUAGGAGUCAUCAUGGCUAUCCUGCUGAACCAUUUGUGUGUUGUGGAAACUCUCAAUUUUUCUGAAAUAAAUAUGGAUUUACAGUUUAGCUACACAGAUGAGCCAGUGCAUCAUAUAAGACGAAGAAGUGCAGAUCCAGUUGAAUACAUUAUUUUUGUGGAAAUGAAUGUAUCUGAAACUGUUGCGAUCAACAAAAUCAGAUCUUCUGUGACUGCUGUUACACUUCCAGUUCAAGUGGACAACAGUACUGAAAUUACAUCUUUGAACAUUUCAACAGUGUGUUCUCUGAAUGAAACGCAGUAUCAGUGUAAAUGUGAGGGCCAGUUUGUUUGGCCAAAUGACACGUGUCACUCAUACGAGGUCUGUCAUGACGUCACUGAUGGGUCAUGUACAUGUAUCAAUGCCCUUCCAACUGAUGGACAGUUCUGCCAAGUACUACCUUUACCACUUUCCAAGUAUGAGUAUGAGACUGAAAUUGAUGUAAGUGUCUUUGAUUUGUUGCUGGUGAACUACUUACGGAAUCUCGUCAGAAAUGUCAGCCUGUCUUUCACCCUGAGCAACAACAUAAAUAUCACAGAUAUCGACUUGACUACUGUGUGUGGGUUAAAUGAAACGGUAUAUGAGUGCAAGUGUGAAGAGCAUCAUGUUUGGCCAAAUGACACUUGCAGGGCCUAUCAGGUGUGUGAUGGCAGUGUGGGAGGCACUUGUGGAUGUAUUCAAGCUCUCCCUUCACAGGGUUCGCUUUGCCAGAGAGAUAUAGAUGAAUGUCUGUUCAGUCCAUCUGUAUGUGGUCCAAAUUCCACCUGCACAAAUGAAAUGGGAAGCUAUAAUUGCUUGUGUUCGGAUGGAUUCACUGCAACAAACUCAAAUCUUCCCAUCAGCAUCAACAACACAUGUAGAGCAUCAACACCAUCAACAACAACACCGCAAACACCAUCAACACCACAAACACCAUCAACACCACAAACACCAUCAACAACGAAAGCAACAGCACCACUUUCUGAGUUUGAGUUUGAGACUGAAAUUGAUCUGAGUUUCUUGGACUUGUUUCUGGUGAAAAACUUACGGAAUCUCAUCGGAAAUACCAGACUGCCUUUGACUCUGAGCAACAGCAUAAAUAUCAAAGAUAUCGACAUGACUACUGUGUGUGGGUUAAAUGAAACGGUAUAUGAGUGCAAAUGUGAGGAGCAUCAUUCCUGGCCCAAUGACACCUGCAGGACCUAUCACGUGUGUGAUGGCAGUGUGGGAGGCACUUGUGGAUGUAUUCAAGCUCUCCCUUCAGAGGGUCCGCUUUGCCAGAGAGAUAUAAAUGAAUGUCUGUUCAGUCCAUCUGUAUGUGGUCCAAAUUCCACCUGCACAAAUGAAAUGGGAAGCUACAAUUGCUCGUGUUCGGGUGGAUUCACUGCAACAAACUCAAAUCUUCCCAUUAGCAUCAACAACACAUGUACAGCAUCAACACCAUCAGCAUCAACACCAUCAACACCACAAACACCAUCAACAAGAACAACGACAACGACAACAACAGCACCACUUUCUGAGUUUGAGUUUGAGACUGAAAUCGAUCUGAGUUUCUUGGACUUGUUUCUGGUGGACUACUUACGGAAUCUCAUCAGAAAUCUCAUCCUGCCUUUUACUCCGAUCAACAGCAUAAAUAUCAAAGAUAUCGACAUGACUACUGUGUGUGGGUUAAAUGAAACGGUAUAUGAGUGCAAGUGUGAGGAGCAUCAUUCCUGGCCCAAUGACACUUGCAGGGCCUAUCAGGUGUGUGAUGGCAGUGUGGGAGACACUUGUGGAUGUAUUCAAGCUCUCCCUUCAGAGGGUUCGCUUUGCCAGAGAGAUGAAUGUGUGUUCACUGCAACAAACUCAGAUCUCACCAUCAGCAUCAAUAACGCAUGUACAGUUACAACAGUAACCCCAUCAACAGCUCCACCACCAAUAUCAUCACGUCCAACACCAACAACAACACCAUCAUCAACAACACCAACAACACCAUCACAACCACCAUCAUCAACAACACCAUUAACACCAACAACACCAUCAUCAUCAACACCAAUAACACCAUCACAACCACCAUCAUCAACAACACCAUUAACACCAUCAACACCAACACCAUCAUCAACAACAAGAAAAACAACGAUAACUGCAGCAUCGUCAGCACCGACAGCAUCGUCAGCACCGACAGUUGUUAGCAUGUCAUUGACAAUAAAUCAGCCUUUUGACACCAGUCUUACUGACAGUAAUAGUGCGAAUUACAAAGAUUUAUCUGGAAAAAUCAUUAAAGCACUUGACGCAAGUUAUUCUAAGCAGCUAAUUGGCUACACUCCUGGUUCUACAGAAGUCCGUGACUUCAGGCCUGGUAGUGUUAUAGCAGACUAUACAAUAAGAGCAACAUCCAGCAACCUUGAUUUUACAGCAGCAAACACAGCAGUCUCCGACUCCCUAAAAGCACAAGGAAUAAUUUUAGCUGAAGAUGCUUUUGCUCGAAGUGAACAAAAGGACUUCACAACAGGUAAUUUUUAUCCUCUGCAAAAGCUGGAUCUGAACUGCAUACAGCCAGACUUUGCAACGGGACCAAUAAAAUGGACGGUGAAUAACAAAGAUCCUGCACUAGACAACACAAGAUACACCAUUUCAAACAACAGCAGCACUCUCACUGUGAAAAACACUAGUGAAAGUGACAGUGGUCGAUACUCAUGCAUCAUACAAACGAAUACAAUACCGUACAUUCAGUGGCAAAGCAUUAUUAUUAAACAACGCCCCACUAUCAUUGUGGGUGAUAAAUACCGUGUUUUUCCAUGUGAUGGCAGCACUGUCCAACUGAGAUGUUCUGUUGAUGCUGGCUACAAUGUUGAGUGGGUCCUGAAUGAUGCAGUACAAACUUCAGUACCUGCCUCAGGAUCUGACAUCAUGUUAAACUAUACUACUAAAAGUUGUAAGGAGGAAACCUUUACAUGCCGUCUCAAGGGUCUGCCAACACUACUUGAGUACAGUUACAGCUGGAGCAGAGUCACAGUAAAUACAAGCACAGAAAAUUAUGACUGUGCAAAUGCAGAACUUGGAAUUGGAAAAACAGAUCAAGAAAAGACAGGAAUCUGUGGAAGUGGCUUUAAAGGCACUAUAACUUACAGUUGUAAAUCACAUGUUUGGACACCAAUACAGGACAACUGUAUACUGGAUGUUAUCUUUGAGCUUAAAAACAUAGUUGAGACCUUGCUUGUGGUGGAGAUUCCAGAGUUUAUGGCUAACCUCAGUAGUGCCACAGCACAGAAUAAUGUUAAUAUAACACAGUCUCCUGCUACUGUCCAAGCUAUUGUGGAUAUACUCUUUAAAAUUGCUAAUUUGUCACAAGAUACCGUCAUCAAUAAGCCAGUGAUGGAGAAUUUCCUAAUAACAGUGAACAUCAUUGUAUCAGUUAAUGUCAGUGAUACAUGGAAACAACUGAACAAAGGAAACACCACAGAAAACACCAGCAUUCGACUUCUGGACGCUAUUGAGAAGAUCAGUGACCGUCUCAAAGAUGAGUUUGCGAUUAAUGAAACAUCCAUUCAGCUGAAUAGAAUUGCAAUUGAAAACUCAUUCAGUAUAACAUCAACACUGCCAAACUCAACUACGGAGAUUGUAAUACCACAGGUUCCUAAUGUGACUAUUGUAACCAUCAUAAUCUUCACAACUCUUGACAAUGUCCUACCUACUCGUGAUACUAAUAAUGACAGUAGGAAAUCAGAUGUGCUUAUCAAUGGAGAUGUGGUUGUUGUUAAGGUGAACCAAACAAUUAACAACAUUUCUUUUGCGUUUGACAUUACUAAUCAGUCUUUGAGAAAUCCUCAGUGUGUUUUUUGGAACUUCAAUCUUGACGGAUGGGAUUCCACUGGAUGUGAAGUAAAGCCCUUAGCGAACCAAACAAGCAAGAUUACAUGUGAAUGCAACCACACAACCUCUUUUUCAAUCCUAAUGUCUCCGUUUUCCAUUGAUAACAUAGCCUUAGCCUAUAUAACUUACAUUGGUGUAGCUAUUUCAAUGGCUAGCUUGGUUAUAUGCCUCAUUAUUGAGGCUAUUGUAUGGAAGUCGGUAAGAAGAAAUGACACAUCCUAUAUGCGACAUGUGACCAUAGUCAACAUUGCUGUGUCCCUGCUGAUCGCAAACAUCUGUUUCAUCAUUGGAGCCGCAAUCACAGAUCAAGAGCAGCCAACCUCAGUGGGUCGCUGCAGUCCAGCUGUUUUCUUCAUGCACUUUUUUUACCUGGCUCUUUUCUUCUGGAUGCUAAUUUCAGCGCUGUUUCUCUUUUACCGUACAGUCAUGGUCUUGUCCCAAAUGUCAAGGGCCAAAAUGAUGGCCAUUGCCUUCAUAGUCAGUUAUGGUGCACCUUUGCUCAUAGCGGUCAUUACUGUCGCGUCAACAGCUGGACCUCAAAAUUAUGUUUCCAAACAAGCUUGCUGGCUGAACUGGGAUGAAUCUAAGGCCCUGCUGGCAUUUGUGAUUCCAGCUCUCACUAUUGUAGCCAUAAACCUUGUGGUUUUGAUUGUGGUUCUGUAUAAGAUGUUGAGGAGAGGAGUUGGUGCCACAACUCAACCAGAUGAGAAACAUGCCCUUGUGGUCAUUUUCCGAUGUGUGGCCAUUUUGACUCCUAUCUUUGGUCUAACAUGGGGAUUUGGAAUUGGAACCAUGGUGUCACGUAACUUGGGUGUUCAUGUGGUGUUUACAAUCAUCAAUUCACUGCAGGGAUUCUUUAUUUUGGUGUUUGGAACUCUUUUAGACAACAAGGUUCGUGAGUCACUUCCAGGAAAGCUGUCACUACAGAAACUCAGUUCCAACCAUACCAAGAGCACCAGUGCAGGAUCAUCAUCCACUUCUGGACUCGGGACUUUCUUUCAAAGGAUGCGACAGAGGAAUGUGUACAACGUGUCUGCAGCCAACCUUUCCUCACCAGUUACAUCUUCAAACAGCUCCAAUGACUCAUAUGCCAUUAUGAACACUUAAAAGACACUCCAAAAGUGUUUCCUCCACUGCAAUGUCUGUUAAAUGUAGAAUGUCUGUGAAAGAAAUAUUUCCAUGUUCUGAGAUCAUUAGUUUAAUGAUAAGGUUACGAUGACUUUUUUUAUGACUUUUUGCUUCUUUGGGUAAUGUACUGUAAAUGCAGUGUUUAGGGGUAUGGAUUUGGAAAAUUGAGUUAUUUUUUUUUUUUUUUUUUUUUUAUAUAUAUAUUAGACAUUUUAUAUGUGUGAGGAGUUGUCCAAUUGGUUUAAUUACAUCCUGGUUUUCUGCUUUGUUAUGAUAAAUUCCAAAUGUUUCCAAAAUUUCCAAAUGUUACUUUGGACCAAUAAUAACCGAUAAUUAUACGCCUCUGCAUAUUGUAUUUACUUGAGUAGCUUUCUUAAGCAACUCAUUUUAUACUUCUAAAUUGUUGGGUCAAAAUCAAAACUAAUAAAAAUGUUCCUUGUCUUAA
This is a messenger RNA of Ctenopharyngodon idella (grass carp), 6125 nucleotides long. RefSeq names its product adhesion G protein-coupled receptor F5-like. Gene Ontology annotation, molecular function: G protein-coupled receptor activity; calcium ion binding. The record is from RefSeq and is a predicted model, not a curated record. NCBI's taxonomy places the organism in Eukaryota, Metazoa, Chordata, Actinopteri, Cypriniformes, Xenocyprididae. Gene Ontology annotation, biological process: cell surface receptor signaling pathway; G protein-coupled receptor signaling pathway. The coding region runs from base 650 to 5659 and encodes 1669 amino acids. Gene Ontology annotation, cellular component: membrane. The transcript is spliced from 33 exons.